This is a messenger RNA of Trichoplusia ni (cabbage looper), 2131 nucleotides long. RefSeq lists its product as uncharacterized. The transcript is spliced from 2 exons. Gene Ontology annotation, biological process: proteolysis. Gene Ontology annotation, molecular function: nucleic acid binding; zinc ion binding; aspartic-type endopeptidase activity. Bases 342 to 1949 code for a protein of 535 amino acids. The record is from RefSeq and is a predicted model, not a curated record. NCBI's taxonomy places the organism in Eukaryota, Metazoa, Arthropoda, Insecta, Lepidoptera, Noctuidae.
AUAUUGUAAUUUAAGUAAUCGGAACGCAACGGAUGAAGGAGAGGGAAGUAUGUGUGCGAGAAGGACGGAAGGCUAAUGGCGAAAAAGUGUGGAACGACGACGGACGAUACGGUGUUUAAAAUAAGAAAGUGUGAUUCGAAUGUAAAAAUAAAACAAUUCAAAAGUGACCUACGCAUUUAUUAUUGCCAUAAAUCCCACAAAAUUGGGGGCUCGUCCGGGAUUGGCAAUAAUUACGACGAACGACGACGGAUACCGGCACGUGGCGAACGGCGGCCGACGAUUCAAACCUCAUCUACGACUUUUAUGACGGUUAAGGCGAAGGAGGGCUGAAGCAAGCUAAGAUGACUACGAAGCCGAUAAAAGAGGAACCACAUACGGGAUUAAGCUCGACGUUGUAUCUUACCACGGAACUUAUACCUAAAUUCACCGGUCAAGACAAAACCUAUUCAGUGUCUCGAUGGAUACAAGACGUCGAAGAGAAUGGUGAAAUAUGCGGAUGGACACCGCUUCAACAGCUACUGAUGGCACGGAGAUCUCUAGCAGGCACCGCACAACUCUGGAUACAAGCUGAACGCCCUCACAAAACAUGGGAGGAACUCAAGACGGCCCUGAGUAAGGAAUUUCCCGACACCGUCGACAUCAAGACCAUACACGAACUCAUGAGUCAGCGAAAGAAAAGACGUGACGAGAGUUGCAUCGACUAUAUGAUGGUCAUGAAGGAAUUAGGAAAGCGAGGAAAAUUUCCUGAUUACGUGGCUAUAAAAUACAUUGUUGACGGCAUUGUCGACCAUGAGACACAUAAAAUAAUGCUGUACGGAGUAACAACGUAUCCAGACCUAAAAGAGAAGCUCAAAAUCUACGAAAACAUUAAAGAAAAACUGAAGUUGGAACAUAGAAGUGCCUUUAGAAGUGAAAAGCGCAGUAUCAUUCAGCAAAAGUCUAAGAAAUGUUAUAAUUGUGGCGAUGGCAAUCAUUUAUCAGGAGACUGUCCGCAGAAGACACAAGGUCCAAAAUGCUUUCACUGCAACGAAUAUGGUCAUAUUUCACCGAUGUGCCCGCAUAGAAAAAACAUGGCGGUGGGCGGCCGCAAGGAAGAUAUGAGUACAAAUUCAAAUUCAUCAAAAUGGCGCACUUUUGGCGAUAGAAGAAAUAAUCAUGGCGGCGGCGGCGCAUCGGCAAGUGGAAGUGGUGAACGAGUGAACAAACAAGCAAUGUUCGGUCACAACGAGGAAGUAGAAAUGUCAAACUCAAAGAUGACAGGUGACAGCCAAGACAGCAAAUGUCAAAUUGAAUAUGACAUCUACGAUGUAAACAAACAGUCGCUACAAGAAAAACCUCUGAAAAUAGUCGAAUUAUGUGGAAAAGAGGCAAGUGCGCUUAUAGAUUCGGGCAGUGACGUGAAUUUAGUGUCCUCGGAAUUUUGUGCUAACGUUUCUAAAUCCACGAACAAUAGUAUAACGCUCACUGGACUCGGUCUCGCUAAAGUGAAGUCGGUAGGUUGUAUAACAACAAAUGUGGUUAUUGACGGUGCGAACUACGACGAUGUGUUAUUCUACGUUGUGCCUAAAGACUGUAUGCCUUUUGAUGUAAUCAUAGGUCACGAAUUUCUUAAAAAUGUUGUAACAGUUAUGAAAGGUUGUGAUGUGUGGAUGAAACCUGUGGAAUGGGUGAGCAAAAUUCAUUGUUUCAGUUGCAGUGUUGAUGUUGGUCAUGUAACUAACACUAACCUAAAAGAAGAAGUUGUCCAAAUGGUUGAGAACUAUCAACCAAAUCAAAUUAAAGAAGCUCCUAUCCAGCUGAAAAUAAUUGUGAAAGAUGAUGUACCUGUAGUGCAGCGCCCACGACGCAUAUCCUUAAAGGAGCAAGCAGUAGUUGAGGAGCAAGUGUCGGAGUGGCUUGAGCAAGGCAUUGUAAGACUAAAGACGAACAGGAAGCAGUGGACAGCUUAAGAGAAGUUUUAAGGGUAGCAUCUGAGUAUGGCUUACAAAUAAAUUGGAAGAAAGCACAUCUUAUAUGUCGGAGCAUAACUUAUUUAGGCCAUACAAUUGAGAAUGGACAAGUAAGGCCUGCCAGUGACAAGAUUGACGCUGUUACAAAAUUUCCAGAACCAAAAACAGUUAAGCAAUUGCAA